AUGGCACGCGGAACAGACCCCGACGCGACGGUGGCCAUGCCCCGACUGGAAGACGUUUUGCGGCAUCCGGAAGACCUGGACAAGAUCUCCGCGUUAAAGGCGGAAUACCUGCGCAAGAAGGCGGCGGUGGACUCGCAGCUCCGCGAAGGGCUGCGCGACCAGCUCGAGACGGUGCAGCGCAGCAUCAACGCGCUGACGGAGGGCCAGCGGCAGGUGUCCAAGACGAAAGACGAGCUGCAGGGGAUCGACAAGCUGUGCGCGGAGUCGCAGACGAGCGUGGACGACUUCUCGCAGAUCGACAAGCUGGCCAAGGUGCAGCGCAACUUCGAGGCGACGCUGACGAUGAAAAGCGGGCUGGAGAACUUCGCCGACGACCUGGCCGAGGUCGAGGAGCUGCUGCGCCAGGACGACGACGACAUCGAGAACCAGCCGAACCUGCUGCGGGCGCAUAUGCAGAUCUCGCGGCUGCGGGAUUUCCGCGACGAGGCGAUGGAUCAGAUCCGCAAGGCGGGCGACGAGAGCAGCGAGGCGACGCUCGAGGAGUACUUUGAGCGGCUGGACUCGGUGGUUGACUGGUUUGAUGAUCAUCUGGGUACGGCGUGCAUGAAUCUCAUCCCGCUGGUGCAGACGGAUAAUCGAAGCAUGGUGGUGCGUCUGGGCGUGGUGGUUAUGAGCGAGGAGAAGAAUGAUGAAAAGGUGCGGGCGUUGCAGGAGGCGCAGAAGGACCACCAGGACCUGGCCGGACGGUUCAAGUCUAUGAAUGUGGGCCCCAAGACCGUCCGCGGAUACAAGGAGAAGUUCCUGCAGGCGAUCGAGUUCUACGCGCAGAACCAGUUCGACAACACCAAGGAGGACUUCCUCGGCGACCCGGACAACCUGGAGAAGAGCUUUCGGUGGUUCUUCAACGAUCUCUACACGGUCCAGCAGGGCAUGCAGUCGCUGCUGCCGAAGAAGUGGAAGAUCUACAAGACGUAUACCGAGAUCUAUCAUCGCAUGAUGCAUGAUUUCCUGGUGGGCCUGAUUGACGACCCGGAACUGCCGGCGGAUAACCUGCUGGCGAUUCUGCACUGGAGCGAGAAGUACUACAAGAAGAUGAACAAGCUGGGCUGGAAGCAGACGGAGCUCCGACCGAAUAUCCUCGACGACCGUGAGCCCGAGCUCAUCCGUCAAUGGCAGAGCGUGAUCAUCAAAGCCGUGGACGAAUGGAUGGACCGGAUCAUCGACACGGACAAGAAAGGCCUGGUGGAGCGCAUUCCCGAUUCCCUGGACACCAACGCCGAAGGAUACUUCCGGACCAAGACGCUCCCCGAUAUGUGGCGCAUGCUGCACGAACAGGUGGUGGCCUCGGGGGCGUCCUCGCGGACCGACCUGGUGGAGGGCAUCAUCGACUCGAUGUUCCGCGUGCUGAAGGCCCGGCAGACUGCCUGGCAGACGCUCAUCGAGGAGGAGUGUGCCAAAUACAAGGUGCCCGGAGGGGAUCAGCUGGACGGGCUGCAGCUGUUGCAGGACUGGCUGAUUGCGGUGGCCAACGACCAGAUCGCCUGCAUCGACGACAACGACGAGACGGGCCAGAUGGGGUACCUCACGCGGUUCAAGCGCGACUUCGAGCAGUUUGUCGACCCGAAGUAUAUGGCGUCGCGGGGCAACCCGGAGCUGGAGGCGCUGCGCGACGGAUACGUGGACUUGAGCACGUACUGUCUGGCGCAGUUCGUGGAGGUGAUCUUCACGGUCGAUCUCCGGACCACGAUCCCCGACUUCUUCACGCCGAAGUGGUACGGCGAUUUUGCGGUCAAGCGAAUCACGUCGACGUUCGAAGACUACAUGUCGGACUACGCGCCGGUGCUGCACCCGUCGCUGACGGACAUCCUGGUGGAAGAGCUUUCCGACGAAUUGCUGGUGCGGUAUCUGUCGUCUGUUCGCAACCGUGGGGUGAAGUUCCGGCGGCAUGCGGAUCCGUACACGGACAAAUUCAAGGAUGACGUGCUGACUGUGUUUGCCUUCUUCGAGCGAUACCCGGAGUCAUUUGCGGGCACGAUCAAGGGCAAAUGGCGGUUGGUCGACUGGCUGGUGCGGCUGCUGGACGCCGACAAGGGCCCGGCGCUGGUGUCGGUCUACGAGGACUUUAAGACCGAGUACUGGGACCUCCAACUGACGUGGGUCGAGGCGGUCCUGCGCACACGCGACGACUUUGAGCGGAGUAUGAUCAGCGCGAUCAAGGCCAAGGCUGCGGAGCUGUCGGUGGAACGGGGCAUGGAGACGCUGAUGAGUCGAGUGCAGUAG
Aspergillus terreus NIH2624 is the source of this 2280-nucleotide messenger RNA. RefSeq names its product SNARE-binding exocyst subunit SEC6. The record is from RefSeq and is a predicted model, not a curated record. The transcript has a single exon. The coding region runs from base 1 to 2280 and encodes 759 amino acids. Gene Ontology annotation, molecular function: SNARE binding. Gene Ontology annotation, biological process: exocytosis; exocyst localization. Gene Ontology annotation, cellular component: exocyst. NCBI's taxonomy places the organism in Eukaryota, Fungi, Ascomycota, Eurotiomycetes, Eurotiales, Aspergillaceae.